AUGGAAACAAAGAAUUUAAAAAAUAACUUUAGCUUUUCCCACACGCAAUUUAUUUUGUUUGGAUUUCCAGGAUUCUCUGAUUCUAGACAUCUCCUAAUUUUCCCGUUUUUCUCUAUAUAUGUGGUUAUCCUCUCUGGAAACUCAAUCAUCGUUUACAGGAUAUGGGUAGAAAAAACUCUCCAGCCCCUGAUGUAUUCACUAAUCUCUCUCUUGUUUGUGGUCAAUAUCUCCUGUACUACCGCGGUAAUGCCAAAGUUUCUCUUGGGUUUGGCUUUUUACUUGAACCAAAUUUCCUUAAAUAGCUGCCUGGUACAAAAGUACUUUAUAUAUUUCACAGUCAUGUUCGAGUCCAGUGUGGUUAUUUUCUUGGCUUUGGAUAGGUAUGUGGCAAUAUGCAUACCACUGUGCUACCAUGAUAUAAUGACCAAACAUUUUCUUGUAAAGUUUAUCAUUAGUGCAUUUCGCUCUGUGAUCCUUGUUUCUCCAAUAGUGAUAUCAGUUUCCAGAGUCCACUACUGUAAUUCCAACAUCAUCACUCACUUUGAUUGUGAGAACAUGGGCCUUCUGAAUCUGGGGUGUGGAGAUAUCACAAAAACACACAUCAUUGGACUCAUCGUACGAAUCCUCAUCACUGUGAUCGACGGAAGCUUUCUCUUUGUUUCUUACCUACAAAUUCUUCAUUCAGCCAUGAAAAUUAUAAUAGGAAAAUCCAGACAGAAGGCUCUGCACACAUGUUGCACACACGUCAUUGUGGCCAUGUUAAUUUAUACCUGUGGAUUUAUCUCUUCCAUGGUCUACAGGAUGGGCAGUUCUGUUUUCCUUGAUAUACAAAAUCUGGUGGGUGCAAUUUACUUCUUGUUUCCUGCUGCAGUCAACCCAAUUAUAUAUGGGCUACGGGUGAAGGAAAUUAAACUGUGUUUGCAGAAGACUUAUGGGAGUAAAAAGCUGAAGACUGAAGGGUCCUCAUUGAGUAGCCAAGUGCUUGUUGUUCAUCAUACUGGUCAAAUAACUUCCAAAAUUAAUUAA
This is a messenger RNA of Bombina bombina (fire-bellied toad), 1026 nucleotides long. RefSeq names its product olfactory receptor 52Z1P-like. The transcript has a single exon. Gene Ontology annotation, biological process: G protein-coupled receptor signaling pathway. The record is from RefSeq and is a predicted model, not a curated record. Gene Ontology annotation, cellular component: membrane. Bases 1 to 1026 code for a protein of 341 amino acids. Gene Ontology annotation, molecular function: G protein-coupled receptor activity; olfactory receptor activity. NCBI's taxonomy places the organism in Eukaryota, Metazoa, Chordata, Amphibia, Anura, Bombinatoridae.